This is a messenger RNA of Neoarius graeffei (lesser salmon catfish), 929 nucleotides long. It is a transcript of the gene ube2f, whose product is annotated as ubiquitin-conjugating enzyme E2F (putative). The record is from RefSeq and is a predicted model, not a curated record. Gene Ontology annotation, molecular function: NEDD8 transferase activity. Gene Ontology annotation, cellular component: nucleus. Bases 236 to 793 code for a protein of 185 amino acids. Gene Ontology annotation, biological process: protein neddylation. Lineage: Eukaryota; Metazoa; Chordata; Actinopteri; Siluriformes; Ariidae. The transcript has 10 exons.
UCCGCUUUUAACAUCUGCAGGAAGUGUUUUCCGAAGUUAAAGCUUCGUUUUUGCUCAUGUCUUUGUAUAAUAAAGGCAUUUAAAAAAGCGUCAUCAUUUUUGUUACCAUGUUUACUUUGUAAACGCGCCGGUUUAUUUUUGCGGACCGAGUGAUGGUGUAACACGGACGCUGUCCCCGGUCCGUUUCCGACACUAGCAGCAGGUAGCUAAAGGAGCUAAGGUGUGUGGGUCAGCGAUGCUGACGCUGGCGAGUAAGCUGAAGAAGGAGGAGGGUGUGAGAGCGAGUGGAGCAGCUUCGGGUUCCAGCGAUGCCCCACACAGAGUGUCCAUACGAGACCGGCUUCUUAUUAAAGAAGUUGCAGACCUUGAGGCAACUCUUCCUAAUACCUGUAAGGUCCUGUUUCCUGAUGUGAACAAGCUCCAUCACUUUCAGCUCACCAUUUUGCCAGAUGAAGGAUAUUAUCAGGGUGGAAAGUUUCAGUUUGAAAUAGAUGUUCCCGAAGCAUAUAACAUGGUGCCUCCUAAAGUGAAGUGCUUGACGAGAAUAUGGCACCCAAACAUUGCAGAGACGGGGGAAAUCUGUCUGAGCGUACUGCGCGAACAUUCAAUUGAUGGCACGGGGUGGGCUCCGACACGCACGUUAAAGGAUGUAGUCUGGGGAUUGAACUCACUAUUUACUGAUCUUCUUAACUUUGAUGAUCCAUUGAAUAUAGAUGCAGCGGAGCACCAUUUACGGGACAAGGACGGCUUCAGGUGCAAAGUGCAGGACUUCAUCAAAAACUAUGCAAGAUGAUGUGCACGUGGCUCGCACCACUGACGGUCACACCCCGAGACCCACCGAGCUGAAAAUCCCGCAGCAUUUACACAACGGGAAGACUAGAGAAGGAUUCCGUGGAUCUCAAACCUUCAGCAUGAACUAAUGGGGGGGG